Miniopterus natalensis is the source of this 1095-nucleotide messenger RNA. RefSeq names its product musashi RNA binding protein 1 (gene MSI1). The record is from RefSeq and is a predicted model, not a curated record. Gene Ontology annotation, cellular component: cytoplasm. Gene Ontology annotation, biological process: central nervous system development; regulation of translation. Gene Ontology annotation, molecular function: mRNA binding. NCBI's taxonomy places the organism in Eukaryota, Metazoa, Chordata, Mammalia, Chiroptera, Miniopteridae.
AUGAACCUGCAGUUGGAGGCGACUCCUGCCUCAACUUCGUCGGCUCUGAAAGGAUCUUCUUGGCUCAGACUGAGUGACCCAAGCUGGGAAUGGAGAGACAGUGGCCUAUUGUUUUUGAUUGAUCCCAAGGUGGCCUUUCCUCGGCGAGCACAGCCCAAGAUGGUGACUCGAACGAAGAAGAUCUUUGUGGGGGGGCUAUCAGUGAACACCACGGUGGAAGACGUGAAGCAAUAUUUUGAGCAGUUCGGGAAGGUGGAUGAUGCCAUGCUGAUGUUUGACAAAACCACCAACCGGCACCGAGGGUUCGGAUUUGUCACGUUUGAGAGCGAAGACAUCGUGGAGAAAGUGUGUGAAAUCCAUUUCCAUGAAAUCAACAACAAAAUGGUGGAAUGUAAGAAAGCUCAGCCAAAAGAAGUGAUGUCGCCAACGGGCUCUGCCCGGGGGAGGUCUCGAGUCAUGCCCUACGGAAUGGAUGCCUUCAUGCUGGGCAUCGGCAUGCUGGGUUACCCCGGUUUCCAAGCCACAACCUACGCCAGCCGGAGUUAUACAGGCCUCGCUCCUGGCUACACCUACCAGUUCCCCGAAUUCCGUGUAGAGCGGACCCCUCUCCCGAGCGCCCCAGUCCUCCCCGAGCUUACAGCCAUUCCUCUCACCGCUUACGGACCAAUGGCGGCGGCGGCGGCGGCGGCAGCUGUGGUUCGAGGGACAGGCUCUCACCCCUGGACGAUGGCUCCCCCUCCAGGUUCGACUCCCAGCCGCACAGGGGGCUUCCUGGGAACCACCAGCCCCGGUCCCAUGGCUGAGCUCUAUGGGGCAGCCAACCAGGACUCGGGGGUCAGCAGUUACAUCAGUGCUGCCAGCCCCGCCCCCAGCACUGGCUUUGGCCACAGCCUUGGGGGCCCCUUGAUUGCCACAGCUUUCACCAAUGGGUACCACUGAAGCAGGAGACAGGUGGCAGGAGCGCCCCAGCCUGCAGCUGACUGAGGACCACGAGUGAGCCAGCGAGGGGACAGGGCCACCUCAGCCGCAGCCGCCGCCCCCUCCCCUGCAGGGACUCGGACCGCUACUGCCUGCCCCCCACUCCCGGGCCCGGCC